This is a messenger RNA of Ilex paraguariensis (yerba mate), 363 nucleotides long. NCBI's taxonomy places the organism in Eukaryota, Viridiplantae, Streptophyta, Magnoliopsida, Aquifoliales, Aquifoliaceae. The record is from the annotation of a GenBank genome assembly.
AUGGAUGUAAACGUGGCUGCAUGGGGCCCCAAAUCACAUGCGGUGACCCCUCUCCAUCUUGCUGCUAAGGGUGGCCAUCUGAAAGUUAUGGAUAAAUUGCUUGAGCAUGGUGCUGACAUUGAUGCCCGAACUAAGGGUGCCUGUGGAUGGACCCCACUUCAUAAUGCCGCUAAAGAAAGAAACAGGAAAGCAAUGAAGUUCCUGAUAGAAAAUGGGGCAUUCUUGCCAGAUGACAUUAAUGACACUAGGUUCAAUCCUCCACUCCAUUAUUGCCCUGGUCUUGAAUGGGCUUAUGAGGAGAUGAGGCGUCUUCAACAUGAUAACUCAUCGUCAGGUGAGGCCUCUUACAGCUCUGAAAGCUGA